AUGACUCGUUGGCUUGUCAUAUUCCUUGUCUUAGUUUCCCUAUGCUCCGCUCUUUGCGUCCGUCCCGAAAACCCUCCACCACGUCGGGUGGGUUCUCCCUCUCCAGCACCUUCCAUUGUCGGUAGUCCGGGGACUGGAGCUGGCAGUGGAGGCGGCGGUGGUGGUGGAGGAGGAGGAGGCGGUUCAUCAGUUAGCUCUGGGUCUGGGUUCGGAUCAGGAGGUAGUCGUGGUGGAAGUGUGGGUGGUGGUGGUGGUGGUGGUGGAGGUGAUGGCUAUGGCUUUGGAAGCGGAAGCAGUGGAGGAGAUGAUGGCGGCAGCAUGCCUAGGAAGGUUGGGAAGAGUACUUGA
Hibiscus syriacus is the source of this 348-nucleotide messenger RNA. RefSeq names its product putative glycine-rich cell wall structural protein 1. The coding region runs from base 1 to 348 and encodes 115 amino acids. Lineage: Eukaryota; Viridiplantae; Streptophyta; Magnoliopsida; Malvales; Malvaceae. The transcript has a single exon. The record is from RefSeq and is a predicted model, not a curated record.